This is a messenger RNA of Prinia subflava (tawny-flanked prinia), 1476 nucleotides long. RefSeq names its product DNA primase subunit 1 (gene PRIM1). The transcript has 12 exons. Bases 56 to 1306 code for a protein of 416 amino acids. Gene Ontology annotation, cellular component: alpha DNA polymerase:primase complex. NCBI's taxonomy places the organism in Eukaryota, Metazoa, Chordata, Aves, Passeriformes, Cisticolidae. Gene Ontology annotation, biological process: DNA replication, synthesis of primer. The record is from RefSeq and is a predicted model, not a curated record.
GCCCGGCCCCGCCGCUUCCCGCCGCUCCCGCCGCUGCCGCCGCUCCGCUCCCGCCAUGGCGCGGUUCGAGCCGGCGGCGCUGCCCGAGCUGCUCCCGGUGUUCUACCGCCGCCUCUUCCCGCACGGCCCCUACGGCCGCUGGCUCAGCUACGGCGGCGUGGAGAAGAAUUACUUCCAGCGGCGAGAAUUCUCCUUCACCCUGCGGGACGAUGUCUACCUGCGCUUCCAAUCCUUCGGCAGCCCGCAGGAGCUGGAGCGGGAGCUGCAGAAAAUCAACCCCUACAAAAUCGACAUCGGCGCCGUCUAUUCCCACCGGCCCAACCAGCACAACACGGUGCACCUGGGAGCGUUCCAGCCGCAGGAGAAGGAGCUGGUGUUCGACAUCGACAUGACGGAUUACGAUGAUGUCCGGACGUGCUGCAGCUCGGCCGAUAUCUGCUCCAAGUGCUGGACGCUGAUGACCAUCGCCGUGCGCGUCAUCGACCGCGCGCUCGUGGAGGACCUGGGCGUGCGGCACCGCCUGUGGGUGUACUCGGGCAGGAGGGGUGUGCACUGCUGGGUGUGCGACGACGCCGUGAGGAAAUGGUCACCAGCACUGCGGGCAGCGGCCGUGGAGUACCUGAGCCUGGUCAAGGGCGGAGCGGACUCCCUGAAGAAGGUGACCCUCGCCCACCCCGUGCACCCCUUCAUCAGGCGCUCGGUGGAGCUGGUGCAGAAAUAUUUCGAGGAUUACGCGGUGCAGGGCCAGGACAUCCUGGGCAGCCCCCAGAGGUGGGACAAGGUGCUGGCGCUGCUCCCCGAGGAGCAGCGGGAGGCGCUGCAGGCCGAGUUCCCCCGCAGGAAGGACUCGGGGCAGCGCUGGGAGCUGCUGCGGGCGCGGGCGGAGCGGGCGCGGGCGCGGGCACCCACGGGACCCUGCUACCCCGACUGGGAGGUGAUGCUGCAGUUCUGCUUCCCUCGCCUCGACAUCAACGUCAGCAAGGGCCUGGGCCACCUCCUCAAGAGCCCCUUCAGCGUCCACCCCAAAACAGGCCGCGUCUCGGUGCCGCUGGACCUGCAGAACCUGGAGCAGUUUGACCCCUUCGCCGUCCCCACCAUCACGUCGCUGUGCCAGGAGCUGGACGCGGCUGGAAGUGACGGCGAGCAGGAGGAGGCCGGGGAGACGCAGCCGAAACGGCGCACGAGGGACUACAAGAAGACGAGCCUGGCCCCGUACGUGCGGCUCUUCGAGCAGUUCGUGGAGGGGCUGGAGAGCGCCCGGAGGGGAGAGCGAAUCCUCCGGAGCGAUCUGCAAGGAGAUUUCUGAGGCCUGGACGCUGCAGGACCCACUGCCAGCGUCACAUCUUGUCAUUGUCACCUCCCCUGGCCAUGGGGGAGCCUUGGAGGAGCCAAACCACACGGGCUUGUUGCCCGUUCCCCAGUUUUUGUACCUUUUGUACUGUUUUCUACUCAAAGACCAUUAAAUGUUUCAGGUCA